AUGCGGGCAGGCGCCAGCCGCCAGCCUGCACUGCAGCCUGCGCUGCGGGCACACGGCACGCCUUUUCAGCCGUUCGUGGCUCUUGGAGAGAGAGAUCAGAGCCGUUUCUCGGGCCUUGCCGUGCUCCGCCGUGGCCGCGAGGAGGCGACGAGUGCCGUCUGUGCUCUUUGCUCUCUGUCUCCGCGCCGCUCUGUGCCUCAGGUGUGCGGGGCCGGGCCGGGGGCCGGGGGCCGGGGGCCGGGCUCGCCAUGGCGAUGGCCUCGCGGCUCCGGAGGUUUGGUUUGGUCGAGUCUUCCCCCGCCUCGCGCUGCGCUUCCCCGCUCCUCGCCUCGCGCCUCGCUCCCCCCCCGCGGCCCUUGGAGGCUCUUUGGGAAGGGCGCUGCCCCCGUGGUGGUGGAGCAGGCGGAGAAGCUCAUCCAGAGCAACCCGUGCGUGGUCUUCUCGAAGAGCACCUGCCCUUUCUGCGACAUGGCCAAGAGCGUUCUGCUCAGCGACUUGAAGGCAAAGUGCCACGUGAUGGAGUUGGACAAGGAACUGAAGCCAGAUGAGAUGUCUGCACUGCAGGACCACUUCUUGCAGACGACCGGGGCGCGCUCCGUGCCGCGGGUCUUCAUCAGCGCCGAGUGUGUAGGUGGCGGCUCGGAAGUGGCGGCCCUGCACGGCAAGGGGGAGCUGAAGCCCAUGCUGGAGAAGGCUGGCUGUCCUCGCUGGAGCUAUCGAAUGAGAUGCCGAUCUGUACAGCGAGGUUCGGUGCAAGCCGAUCUUACGACAAGAGCAAGGGUCGCAAGGUCGCAAGAGCCCUUCAGCUUGCGCGGAGCUGUUUUCCGAAGGGCACUGCGAGGAGCCCGCUGGCCCGAAAGCCUGGCGCAAGCCGUCCCAGCGAAGACGCAAACGGGGCGGUUCAAGCGAUUGUGA
This is a messenger RNA of Symbiodinium sp. CCMP2592, 915 nucleotides long. NCBI's taxonomy places the organism in Eukaryota, Dinophyceae, Suessiales, Symbiodiniaceae. The record is from the annotation of a GenBank genome assembly.